Molecule: messenger RNA, 3959 nt
Organism: Pelmatolapia mariae (spotted tilapia)
Lineage: Eukaryota; Metazoa; Chordata; Actinopteri; Cichliformes; Cichlidae
Gene: ehbp1l1a
Product: EH domain binding protein 1-like 1a
Exons: 24
Coding region: 140-3055 (971 amino acids)
Biological process (GO): actin cytoskeleton organization
Cellular component (GO): filamentous actin; microtubule organizing center
Molecular function (GO): protein binding
Source: RefSeq, a predicted model, not a curated record
CGGAGCGAGCACUGGUGAGGAUCUGUCAUCGAGGCAGGUGGAGUCUCCCAUCCACUCCCCGGUGAAGGAACAGGAAGAGGGGACACACCUUCCCUCCGUGUAAUUUAACUUUAGCGUGUGUGACAGGAUCGAGCCGACCAUGACUUCGGUUUGGAAACGGCUCCAGCGGGUAGGAAAGAAGGCGUCUAAAUUCCAGUUUGCGGCUUCGUUUCAAGAGCUGAUCCUAGAAUGUACAAAUAAAUGGCAACCGUACAAACUGAGAGUGGUGUGGAUCAGAAGGAGCAGACGUCACAGCACAAAGCUGCACAGCUGGCAGCCAGGAAUUCAGAACCCCUACAGAGGCUUGGUGGUUUGGCAGGUUCCAGAGAGUUUGGAUAUCACGGUCACACUCUUCAAGGAACCAACUGCAGAGGAGUUUGAAGACAAAGAAUGGACUUUUGUUAUUGAGAAUGAGACAAAAGGAUGUAAAAAAGUGCUGGCAUCAGCUGAUGUCAAUAUGAAGAAGUAUGCAAGUGCCACACCAGCUCAGUAUGAUUUAACACUGACGCUCAAACCGCUCUCUGUGAAAGUGGUGGAAGCCACACUGAAACUCAACCUGUCUUGCAUCUUUCUCAGGGAAGGCAAGGCCACAGAUGAGGACAUGCAGAGUUUGGCCAGUCUUAUGAGCAUAAAACAGAAUGAUAUUGGUAAUCUGGAUGACUUUAAUGACAGCGACGAUGAAGUCAGCGAAGAGAGAAGGUCAAACUUUGGAACAGGACAAAUUACUUAUGUUACAGCCUCUGCUUCCUCCACUGAAAGAGUUCAUGAUCUGGCCUGGAGGCCUGUAGUUGAAUUAGGCCCCACAGCUCCUCAAAGGCCCCAAAGCUUCCAUUUUGGCUCCUCUUCAACUGAAGGCUGGAAGGCCCAAGCCUGUCCUAGUGCACGUAGAGAGCAGAGUGGUCCUUCUUUUUCCUCUGUUUCCUCCACAUCAUCCUCAGUUCUGCUCAGCUCUUUCCCCAUACCUCCGCCACGUCCUGCUCUCAAAGCCUGCUCCACCUCUGAAAAGCUUGCCCCACCUCUGCUAGAGUCUGAUAUGGGGUCUGCCCAUAUCAAACCUACAAGUUUACCGUUUUCCCCAGAGUCAGCUUCCUGGCAGACUGAAUGGAGGCCUCCUAAAUGUCAGGUCCCUCUAGCACAGCUUGCCCACUCUCCUACGUCUCUGCAUCCCUUUGUCAGUGAUCCUGGACAAGCUGCACUUCUGCAGAAAAAGCAGAGACUAGAGAUGCCAUCUUCAUCUUCUCUGCCCACUGCUCAGCCUUUAGAUGAGAAACCCAGCGGAGGGUCUGGAUAUGUUUCUUUUUGGAAACCUCAGGUCACAUCUGCAUUAGAGACCGCCUCACCUUCUCUACAUCUUUCUUCUGCUCAUGUGUUUCCUUCUCUUUCAGUCUGUGAACAUGAUGCAGAGUUCAAAAGACAGCUGACCACUCUGAAUGAAGAGGAUAACCAGUGCACAGCACCCACAGCCUCUAACCCUGGAGGCCCAGCCAGCCAAAGGUCAGAGCAGGUCAGAGCUUCAGAGAGGAAAAGAGAUACAGCGUUUGGACUCGACGCUGCCAAAGCAUCAGCAGGGCAAAGGGAAACAAGAGAAGAAUUAUCAGGUCAGCCUGUAGCGAUGCCUCGUAAUAAGAAGCGUUUGAGUUGUUCUUCCUUAGAUGACAGCAAGUCACAAGUUGUUGCCCUUAAGCAGGACAGGAAACCAACAACAUCUCCAUCUCAGGAGAAUCCACCGGGAAGUCCUACCUUAGUUACGUCAAGUCAGUCCUUACUGGAAUGGUGUCAGGAGAUCACAAAGAAUCACAAGGGAGUGAAGAUUACCAAUUUCAGCACUUCCUGGAGGAACGGCCUCGCGUUUUGUGCCAUCUUACACCACUUCCACCCAGAAAAGAUUAAUUUUGAAAUGUUGGAUCCAUAUGACAUCAAGCAAAACAACAAAAAGGCUUUUAAUGGCUUUGCUGAACUUGGAAUUUCAAGGUUGAUGGAGCCUUCAGACAUGGUCAUGCUUGCAGUGCCUGACCGCCUCAUUGUCAUGACCUACCUUAACCAGAUCCGCACAUACUUCACUGGCCAGGAGCUCAGUGUGCUUCACAUAGACAAAGACACCAGUGAGUCCAGUUAUGCUGUAGCAGGGAACCGGGAGGCCCAAGACGACCCCGAGGCAACUGUUCGCUACUGUGCCCAGAGACUCCAGGAGGAAGGUAUAAGUCUUGAGACUAAUGGGAGUGUAAGCACUGCAGAGAAGGACAGUAAAGCCAGCAGGGACGUGGUGCCGCCUCCCAGAACCAAACGCUCGCAGGCUGCUGGGGUGAGUGCAGCUCAGUCUCCAGUGGCACCACCACGGACUCAUUUUAUGUUCAAGUCUGGCUUCUCUCAUGUCAGAGAUGCUGACCUGGUUAAGAAGCGUAGGUCACAGCGCAGGAGCGGGUCAGUCGAAGAAGGAGACAUAUCAGUGGCUGAAGCCCAAAGGAAGUCAGAAACUGAGAGAAUGGAUGCUGCAUUUAAGGACAGAAGACCAGAGGGCCAGGACCCGAGCGAGUACGUGUUGAAUCAAAUGGAAGCCUUGGAAGCAGAACAAAAUCACAUUGAUAACAGAGCAGGUGUGGUGGAGAGGAAACUCAGACAGUUGCUGGAAACAGGCAGUGACAAGGAGGAGGAGGAGAGGUUGAUUCAGGAAUGGUUCACAUUGGUUAACAAGAAAAAUGCUUUAAUCCGGAGGCAGGACCAUCUACAGCUACUGCUUGAAGAACAAGACUUGGAACGAAGAUUUGAGCUGUUAAACAAGGAGCUGAGGGACAUGAUGGCAAUUGACGAGUGGCAGAAGACUCAGGCCCAUAAACACAGAGAGCAGCUGCUGCUUCAGGAACUGGUGUCACUGGUGAACCAGAGGGAUGAACUGGUCCACAGUAUAGAUGCCAAGGAAAGAGGAGCUGUGGAGGAGGAUGAGCGUCUGGAGCGUGGCCUGGAGCAGCGCAGGAGGAAGUAUGCUAAACAACAGAAAGAGAAGUGUGUGAUGCAGUGACCACCGCAAACUUCCAAAUGUUGGGCCAAGGCAGUUUUCUCUCCUCUGUCACCUGCUAUCAGAAUGAAUGAUGUGGUUUUAGGUCAGCAGUAAGUGCACAUUCACACUGAAUCUGAGAAGAUUCAGAAUUUACAUUAAAGUUUGGCUUGAGUGGAAGUUUUGGUCUGCUUUCCAUUUUUAAUGUCUCAACGUGUGCCACUAGGACCCUUUUGUUACCUGAUGUAUGCACUAGUUAAACCUCAUGAACUGGUUGUAAUGAUGCAAAGUGGGUUUGAGUGUGGAAAUGGUUGUAAAGCCUAGAAUAGCUUAGACUAUGGAUGAUCUAUAGAUCAUAGAAAGCUACAGCAGCACAAAGCCAACAGCCUUACAACAUUACAAAAAGCAUCCGUGUCUGUUCUCCUGUGUGGGUCCGUUUUGUUUAAAGUUAACGGUUUCAAGCUGAAUUUGGUGUAACAGGUGAUUUUGAACAGCUUUGAACAAAAAAACCACAAGAAAAGUCAAGGUGAGAAUUUCAAAAAUGUAGGUGCUACUGAUUGGACCUGAGUAGCAUUUACAGAAAUGUACCUGAAACAGUGUGUCGCCCUGUUGAAAUGUGAAUAAUGUCACUGUCCCUCUGCUCAGCGUGUCAAAUCAAAGUUUGUAUUUAAGUGUCUCAGAGGUUUUAUCUUGUGUGUGAACGUUUGCAGUUCUCUGUUCAUCAUUUGUGUGUACUACAGCUUACAUCUUGCCAAAAGCAGUGCCUUUUUUAAAGUUUUAUUAACACCUGUUACAUUUAAAAUAUAUGUAAAGACUGGAAAAUACUAAAAGCUUAAAUACAUACACAUUUUAUGCAAUUUUGAAUGUGUUUUAAACUGUGGGAUUAUAUUUGCCAUUCAUCCAUAGAAACUCAAAGUCAAUAAACCUU